Messenger RNA from Cherax quadricarinatus, 2397 nucleotides. RefSeq names its product heparan sulfate 2-O-sulfotransferase pipe. NCBI's taxonomy places the organism in Eukaryota, Metazoa, Arthropoda, Malacostraca, Decapoda, Parastacidae. The record is from RefSeq and is a predicted model, not a curated record. Gene Ontology annotation, molecular function: sulfotransferase activity. Gene Ontology annotation, cellular component: membrane.
UGAGGGGGUGUAUAGAUUAUUGUUGCUGCUGCUAGACUUAUUAUUUUUUUAAAUGUUAUACCUUAAACUAAUUCUGCGAUUAUGUUUUGAAGAUGAAAAGAACAUGAGAAAAUUCUCUUAAACAAAAAAAAAGGUGGGAAAAACAAUGCUAGAAAAAAUAAUUUUGUUUCGAAGUGAAUAUAAAGUACAACUAAACAAAUUACUAACAAUUAUCAAAAAAAUUUGACUGUCAUAACUAGCUAGAAAAAAUAAUUUUACGUUGAAAUGAAUAGAAAGUGCAACUGAAAGAAAAUUAUUCGUAAUUAUCAAAAUUUUGACAGUCUUAAAUUAUCAUUGUAAGAGGGAAAAAAAAAAUUUUAAGUUCAUCCUGGAGAGGAUUUCUCUGUGGGAAAAAUAAACUUUCUUAUAUAUAUUUUUUAAGCUUGUGAUGAAGUGGAACUUAACAAUGAGGAGAUGGAGGUACAGUGACCAGGCCAACGCUUUACUAGGCCUCCUCAGGUACCUACCGUACGUGGCGUGCGUGGUGCUGCUGAAGGUGUACGUUAUUAUGCUGCUGGUCCACUCCAAGGACUACACUGAGGACCUCAGUGACUACGACGACUACACUCUUCGUCACGACCACCCGUCCCACAGGAAGUUGUCAGUGCCUGCUACUACGACGACUGAGGAGCCGGGGUGGCAGGAGAAACAAGAGGUUCUGGCCCGUCUUAACGACACUGUUAUUGAACCCUCAGCCACGAAUCGAACCCCCAACACCAUCUGGCUCUUCUUCAACCGCAUCCCACGCACGGGAGGCCAAACACUGGUCUCCCUCCUCAAGUCCCUCUCUGAGAACCUCGACUACCAGCACCAGGAACACGUGUACAGAACCCCCUGGCAGAGGUUGAUGACUAAUGAGGAACAGAAAAACUUGGCUACAUGGUUCGAGUACAACUUCUGGCCUAAGAGUUAUGACCGCUUCUCUCUCUUCAUUAACUUUACCAAGCACAGGAGCCAGUACGUGAAGAUGCGUCCCGCCUACAUUACCUUGGUGAGGGACCCCGUAGACAAGUACAUCUCUCACUUCCGCUUCAAGAGAGUCAGUCAAGAGAGAGUGAAGCUGGAGAUGGCAGUGAAGGAGAGAGAGAACCCAGGCAGUGGUCGAACUUGGUACUGGAAGAAGCUGGAACAAUGCGUCUUGGAAGAUGACCCCGAGUGUGAUCUUCAACCUGGUUCCCAUGACUUUAUCUCCGCUAUUCCCUUCUUCUGCGGCCAGCACCAGCAGUGUCUGAAGCUGGGAGACAAGUGGGCUUUACAGAGAGCCAAGUAUCACGCUGAGUACGAGUACUCUGUAGUAGGCUUGAUGGAGCACUGGAACACCACUCUGGGGGUCCUGGAGCACUAUCUCCCCCUGUUCUUCCAAGGAGCUCGACAGCGCUACUGGAGCCCAGAGUUCGAGGAGCAGCGACAAGUGAACAGAAACCCGAAGAAGUACCCGCAGGUGGCGGAGCGGGUACUGAAGGCCUUGAGGCAGAGACUGGGGCUGGAGUACGACCUCUACGAGUUCCUCCGUCAGCGCCUUCACUUGCAGCACCAGCAGCUGCUACACACCCUGACGGCCUCUACCACCAGACUACCAACCAGGUCCACUGAUGUCCCUCGCUGGGGCAUUCUUGACAGGAUGGACAUUGAAAUGAGACAUUAAUGAUGUCUGCUUGUGUGAGGAAAAAAAUAAUUUUAAGCGUUAAACUCACGUGGGUCGUUCGGCGCAAGACGUGGUGGAGGCUUAAACCUCCGUUUGCUGAAUGCGUGACAGACGCGCUUCCUAUUUAUACUCACCUAUAUGCUUGCGUGAGAGAGUGGAAGAGAGAGAGUAAACCGUAGGGGUUAUAAAGCACCUGGGAGAAUUGGAGGUGAUCAGGUUUGAGCCGAGGAAAGGGAAGGCAGCUCCAGUUCCAUGCAUCGAUUCUCUCCUCUUACAAAGUUCCUAAUUGGUCACUACCCUCAUCCACAUUUUUAUUACCUAGCAAGUAGUUAACACCCAGUUAUAAAAUGUUGAUAAUUCAGAUAAUAAAUAAUAUCUAGGCAACAUAAUUUACACUUAAAAUUACCAUUUCCAUAAUUAUUACUCAUUUUACGAUACAAAUUUCUACAUGAGAGGGAUAACUAUAAUAAAUUUUUCUAUACACAUUAUUUAUUUAUAAGUUUAGGGCACAUAAGAUUUUUUUUUAAGUUUAGCGAGAGAAUAAAAUAUACAAACACGAUCGACUUUUUAUUACCUGGAGAGAGUUCCGGGGGUCAACGCCCCCGCGGCCCGGUCUGUGACCAGGCCUCCUGGUGGAUCAGAGCCUGAUCAACCAGGCUGUUACUGCUGGCUGCACGCAAACCAACGUACGAGCCACAGCCCGACUGGUCAGG